UCCGGCCCGGCCAUGGCGGGAGAGGGCGAGGAGGCUCUGGCGGCCUUCGUGGCCCUGCACGGGGCCGCGCUCCGCGCAUCGCGGGUCCCCACGCAAUACUGGGAGAGCCUGAGCCGCAAACUGCGCGGAGAGAUAUUUGAUGCUGGUAACUACUUUGGAAUAAUGCAAGUAGAAGAGGUGGAUGAGGAGGAAGAAGUUGAUGAAGAAAUGGAAGAACAAUUGAAAAAGAAACCAAAUCCUGGAAAUGGACCUUGUUUCAAAGUUAUUGUAACAAAUGAGAAUGGACUUCAAGCCUCCAAUCCUGAUAGCGUGUUCCUCAUCGACCACGCCUGGACCUACCGCGCAGAGCACGCACGGCACCAGCUGCGCCACGUGCCCGGCCUGCUGCACAGGAUGGCCAACCUCAUGGGCAUCCCCUUCCACGGAGAGGUCCCGGACGAGGGCAGCAUCGAGCAGGUGCUGCAGGAAAUGUGGAAGUACAGCCAGACCUACCAGCUCUCUCAAGGUACUGCAGAGGAGAAGGUUCCUGUCUGGUACAUCAUGGAUGAAUUUGGAUCACGCAUUCAGCAUUCAGACCAGCCGAGUUUUGCAGCAGCACCUCUGUUUUAUAUGCCUCAGCAAAUUGCUUACACGGUUCUCUGGCCUUUGAGAGACCUUGAAACUGGUGAUGAAGUCACUCGUGAUUAUGCUUAUGGGGAGACGGAUCGCCUGAUCAGGAAGUGUGUUUUGUUACCCUGGGUGCCUGCUGAAGUGUUGGAUGUCAGCUGUUCUACUCCAGAGCCACCAGAUGAGUAUUACCAGGCAAUUUUAGCAGAAAACAAGGAAAAACUUCCUGUAGCGAUAAAUCCACCCGUUUAUGCCAAAGACAAAGUUUUCAAGGUUUUCACAGACAUUCAGCAAGUCCUCAACAACCUGGCACAUCCCCGUUUUGUAUUCACAGACAAUGAGGGAGAAGCAGACAUCCUCUACAACUUCUCACACUUCAAAGAUUAUAGGAAGCUAAGUGAGGAGAGGCCUGAGGUAAUGGUGAAUCAGUUCCCAUGUGAGAACCUCCUGACUGUCAAAGACUGCUUGGCAUCCAUUGCUAGACGAACUGGAGGACCAGAUGGGCCCAGGUGGUUGCCUCGGACUUUCAACCUCCAGACAGAAUUGCCUCAGUUCAUCAGCUGCUUUCAGCAACGUGACAGAAGAGGAGAAGAUAAUCACUGGAUAUGCAAACCAUGGAACCUGGCCAGAAGUCUGGAUACCCACAUCACCAACCACCUGAACAGUAUCAUCAGGCACAGGGAAAGCAGCCCAAAGGUGGUGUGCAAAUACAUCGAGGAGCCAGUGCUGUUUGAGCGCGAGGACGUGGGGCUGGUGAAGUUCGAUGUGCGCUACAUGGUGCUGCUGCGCUCCGUGCAGCCUCUGCGGCUCUACAGCUACAAUGUGUUCUGGCUGCGCUUUUCCAACAGGGCAUUUUCACUUGAUGACUUGGAUGACUAUGAGAAGCACUUCACUGUCAUGAAUUAUGCUCCUGGUGUGACAUUGAAACAGGUGCACUGUGAAGACUUUAUUCCUCUGUUUGAAAAACAAUAUCCUGAGUAUCCUUGGACAACAGUACAAGCAAGUAUUUUUAAGACAUUUGCUGAAUUGUUCCAAGUUGCUACAUCUAAGCCUGCCCCUCUUGGCAUCUGCAAUUAUCCAUCUUCAAGAGCAAUAUAUGCCAUUGACUUGAUGCUUAAAUGGGACACCAGCAGAGAUGGCUUGGAGCAGUGUUCAGUGCACUGUGACUUAUUACGGCAAGGAAGGGACCACAUUCACUAUUUCAGUGCUGUUGAAGUCCUCAGGGCUGACAUUCAGCUGUUACCAAGUCUCUGCAAGAACAUGGAAAAGAAUUAUGCAGCCUCAGAUCUUGGAGCUGAACUUUAACCCUGACUGUGACAGAGCCUGCAAAUACCACCCUACCUUUUUUAAUGAUGUCUUCAGCACCCUAUUUCUGGAUGACACCGACAACUGCCAUGUGACACGCAUCGUGUAACUACAGGAGAUUUGACUCCAUCAAUUUCCUUGUCAGAUAUGCUUAAUAGCAGGAUUUAUAUUUCAGUUUUAUGAGCUGCUGAUGCACCUGUUUUCCUGUACUGAUCACCAGGGGAAAAAAUUGUAUCAGAAGAAUAUGCCUAUAAUGUAUUGAUAAUCCCUUUGUCUGCAUUGUCCUUGUCUUGCUUUUGUUCUUUCUGUAAAACCUUGUUGUAUGUUGACAAAGUGUCUUGUUUAUUGAAUAUUGGAGACCUCAAAGUAGGACUUGUUUUUCAGGUAGCCUGAUUGCUUGCUUGCUGGGAAACGUUGCACAAGUUCCUUGUGUCAACAUUAAAACUAUAAUUUACUGAA
Messenger RNA from Pyrgilauda ruficollis (rufous-necked snowfinch), 2370 nucleotides. It is a transcript of the gene TTLL12, whose product is annotated as tubulin tyrosine ligase like 12. Gene Ontology annotation, biological process: protein modification process. The coding region runs from base 13 to 1911 and encodes 632 amino acids. Lineage: Eukaryota; Metazoa; Chordata; Aves; Passeriformes; Passeridae. The transcript has 15 exons. The record is from RefSeq and is a predicted model, not a curated record.